This is a messenger RNA of Staurois parvus, 417 nucleotides long. NCBI's taxonomy places the organism in Eukaryota, Metazoa, Chordata, Amphibia, Anura, Ranidae. The record is from the annotation of a GenBank genome assembly.
CCCUUCAGUCUUGCACAGGUGUACCGGGCUCCUCCCCUUCAGUCUUGCACAGGUGUACUGGGCUCCUCCCCUUCAGUCUUGCACAGGUGUACCGGCUCCUCCGCUUCAGUCUUGGUCAGUUGUACCGGCUCCUCUCCUUCAGGCUUGCACAGGUGUACCGGCUCCUCCCCUUCAGUCUUGCACAGGCUCCUCCCCUUCAGUCUUGUACAGGUGUACCAGCUCCUCCCCUUCAGUCUUGUACAGGUGUACCGGCUCCUCCCUUCAGUCUUGCACAGGUGUACCGGCUCCUCCCCUUCAGUAUUGCACAGGUGUACUGGCUCCUCCCCUUCAGUCUUGCACAGGUGUACCGGAUCCUCCCCUGGACUGAAAUGGCUUCCUCUGAUGUCACUUGCACACUGUGAGCUUCUCAUAAUGUGC